UGCUUUGCGCGGCAAUCAUCGCAUUGGCAGGCUGAUGAUGACACGUGUCUCCUCCUCGCCCCCCACCCCCAGGCUCCUGCGCACCGCUCCGGCAUCACUAACGGCUGAGAGGAACUGUGGAAGCGCUGCCGCAACCACCACCACGGACUAUUCAUCCUGAAAAUCGGACCACUUUGUCCGUGGCACAUUUUGCAAGCGAGCGGACGGGUUGGGUGUUCCACUGCGUAAAGCGCCCGAAAAUUUCGUGAAUGACUGAAAAGAGCGGCGCGCGAUAAUGAUGAUGGAGCCGAGACACGACGUCUGAAGGUGACAUGAAACAAGGGAUUAUCAAUAGCAGCAGGUGUACUUUUGAUUACAAUUGGAGAUAAGAAGUGAGGUGUUUCCAAGUUUCCUCUUCGCGAGAUUUUAUUAAUGCGUAGAAAGAAAGCCUAAGUAUAUAGUAUACACAUUUGAUUAUUCACAAUAGUAUAUCGAUAGAUCUUGUUUUAAAACAGCAAACAUGGCAACCCAAAUCCGCGGCAAGCUUUCGAACAAGAUCACUAAUGCGGCCAACACUGUUUCCAAUAAAUCACAGGCGAAGGUUAGUGGGAUGUUCGCCAGGUUGGGUUUCCAGGCCGCCACAGACGAGGAGGGUUUGGGCUUCGCCGCAUGCGAUGAUUUGGAUUAUGACCAUAGGCAGGGGCUACAGAUGGACAUUCUAAAAAAUGAUGAGAUGGGAGGAGGGGAAGGCGGUGGCGGGGACAUGGGCGGGGAUGGCACGUUAGACGGGGACAGCCACUACCAGAGAGACGGCACCGGACUCCCACCUUCCUCCUCGAAAGACGGCGCACUAGCAGAACUAGCUGCUCAAGACAGGCCAAAAAUCACCUCUUGGGAGGCAGGUUGGAACGUCACCAAUGCCAUCCAGGGAAUGUUCGUUCUUGGGUUACCAUAUGCCAUUCUCCACGGCGGAUACCUCGGACUGUUUCUCAUUAUUUUUGCCGCGGUGGUGUGCUGCUACACGGGCAAGAUCCUCAUCCAAUGUCUGUAUGAAGAGAACGAAGAUGGACAGCUGGUGCGAGUAAGGGAAUCGUACGUGGACAUUGCCAACGCCUGCUGUGCGCCCAGAUUCCCAACCAUCGGCGGUCGCGUUGUGAAUGUAGCCCAGAUCAUUGAGUUGGUGAUGACCUGCAUUCUGUAUGUGGUUGUGAGCGGCAACCUGAUGUACAACAGCUUCCCGAGCCUUCCCGUGUCACAGAGAUCAUGGGCCAUCAUAGCCACCGUGGUCCUCCUCCCCUGCGCCUUCCUCAAGAACCUCAAAGCCGUGUCCAAGUUCAGCUUGCUGUGCACGCUCGCCCAUUUCGUUAUCAACGUCCUGGUGAUCGCCUACUGUCUCUCCAGAGCGCGGGACUGGGCUUGGGACAAAGUGAAGUUCUACAUCGACGUCAAGAAGUUUCCAAUUUCCAUUGGGAUUAUCGUGUUUAGCUACACGUCCCAGAUUUUCCUGCCGUCACUGGAGGGGAACAUGCAGAAUCCCGCCGAGUUCCACUGUAUGAUGAACUGGACGCAUAUCGCUGCUUGUAUCCUCAAAGGCCUCUUCGCCCUAGUGGCCUACCUCACCUGGGCAGACGCGACCAAGGAAGUCAUCACCGACAACCUUCCAGGCGGCAUCCGGGCGGUUGUCAAUCUCUUCCUGGUGUCCAAAGCUUUGCUCUCAUACCCCUUACCAUUCUUCGCUGCUGUAGAGGUCUUGGAGAAAUCAUUUUUCCAAGACGGAGGGCGCGCCGUAUUCCCAGACUGCUAUGGUGGCGACGGACGCCUGAAAUCGUGGGGCCUCUCUCUCCGAUGUGGCCUUGUGGUGUUCACCAUGUUCAUGGCCAUCUACGUGCCCCACUUCGCCUUGCUCAUGGGCCUGACGGGAAGCCUGACGGGCGCCGGCCUGUGCUUUCUGCUUCCCAGCCUCUUUCACCUGAAGCUCCAGUGGAGAAAUCUUCUGUGGCACCAGGUGUUCUUUGAUGUCGCUAUAUUUGUUAUUGGGGGUAUAUGCGCUAUCUCUGGUUUUAUUCACUCGAUGGAGGGUCUCAUAGAGGCAUAUAGGUACAACAUUGAAGAUUAGUGUUAGUUGGGACUAGACGUUACCACACAUUCCCAUACGAGUAACCGAGUCUCCCCCCUCGCAGUGCAGUCCCCUUGCUUUGACUAAAGUUCAUGCGACACCACCCCGGCGCGCAAUCACUCAAAACGCACACGCACGUGUGUGCACAUGGAUAGCCUGCUACAUUCACACGCCAGCACGCACACGUCCACACAUUCUGACUCUUUCACAAGCGCGCGCAAACGCACGCACGCACGUACACACACACACACACACACACACACACACACACACUCCACAUUUAUUUAACAUAGAACAUGAUGGACUCCAAAAUGUGAAAUAAGACAACAACAAAUUAAUUUAAAACAUGUUUUCAGUGUAGUAAGUUUACAAAAUAUAGGUCGACAAAAGACGUAUGUAUUGGGUUGUAUUUGUUUUUUCACCCCUGGGAUUUUCCCAAAUCAAAGAUCAUUUAAUAUGACAUUGAGUGCGUGAUGCUGGGGGAAGGAACACUAAUAUAUGGUGACAGAGAUGGUACACGAAACUAAGUUGUGAAUUGAAAUAAGUGAUUUCUUGUCUGACCCUCAAUUCUUAAUUUGCAAACAACGCAAGAACAUGAUAUUUUGUGGACCAUUACUGCAAUAAAUGGAAAGAACUUAGAUUUUUUCGUGUAUCAGUAUGGAAAUAAUUUUAACGGACUUUAAUUUCAGACGCUAUGGCUAUAUCCAAAAUUACUAGGGCAUUUUGUUAUCGGUGAUCUGGAAUUCGACCAAAUCUGAAGAGGACAUAAGUCUUCGAGUUAUUAUAACUAUGCAUUAUGAAUGUAUCAUAUUCAUGCAUCUGGAGCAAAUGACAUUUAAGCUUGCUGGGGAUUUAUAUGUACACAGUGUUUCGUUUUGACAUUUACGAAUUGAUCAUAGCAUAGUUGAAUUGAUCUCCACAGUUCUAAGAGGAUGAACAAAAUAAGACAAAAUUGUGAAAGAAGCUCUGAAACAAUUUCGAUUAUUUAACUGAUCAAUUGUUUGUGAUUUUAAUAUGUUCCAGUUUUCUUAACAAAAAUGUCAGAAAUUGGUGAUGUCCCAAGAGGAAAGAGUUUUGUUAAUGGUCCAGAAAUUACGUGUCUAAAUCUGAACAUUCUGAAGAGAUUUAAUGAGAUGAAAACGUGCAUAAAGACAUUUUUCAUUCUGUGCAAUCCAACGGGUCCUGUGGAAGUGUAAUAAAACCGUAUGUGUAGUGUUAUUGUGGUUUCAAAAAGAUGGAAUGUAUAUCACAAAAGCGUUAUCAUAUAUCGUGAAAAUGAAUAUAUUGAAGAAUAAAGAAAUACGUGAAAUUCUAUUGUAUAAAUGUGUUAUGGUUUUAUGUGGUGACAAGGAAAAUCGUGAGAAAUAUGUAUUUUCCCUCCAAAAAUAAACUCUGGAAA
Molecule: messenger RNA, 3494 nt
Organism: Alosa sapidissima (American shad)
Lineage: Eukaryota; Metazoa; Chordata; Actinopteri; Clupeiformes; Clupeidae
Gene: slc32a1
Product: solute carrier family 32 member 1
Exons: 2
Coding region: 500-2095 (531 amino acids)
Biological process (GO): amino acid transmembrane transport
Cellular component (GO): vacuolar membrane
Molecular function (GO): amino acid transmembrane transporter activity
Source: RefSeq, a predicted model, not a curated record